Messenger RNA from Yarrowia lipolytica CLIB122, 978 nucleotides. Lineage: Eukaryota; Fungi; Ascomycota; Dipodascomycetes; Dipodascales. The record is from RefSeq and is a predicted model, not a curated record.
AUGGUGGCACUUGUUGUGGCGUUGGACUUGGGAGGAUCGAUACUUGGAUGGUGCGACUGGAGUGCUCUUCUUAACGUCAGUGGAGCUCUGGAUGGGUGUCAGGAUGCACCACGCAGCAUGUCAAAAGCGCAAUACGAAGGGAGCCCGCAGCCUACAGCCGAAAACAACGGCCACGUUCUUCCCCCAGAAGAGCAGAUGCCGGAUGAAUUACCCCCUACCUACGAAGAGAGUUUAGACCGACCUGGGGGAUCAUCGACGACCCGGCCUGUUGUUCCUAACCGGCCCCCUCAGAACCAAACCCCAGACCAGAACCAUUUGCAGGUACCUCAAGCACCCCCGCGACCUUCAUCCUCCUACUCCAGCAACGGCGCGUACGGCACUGCCAACUCUAGCAACACAUCUUUCAAUACCGGUAAUGUUUCCAAUAGCUCCUUUGGAAGCGGCAAGAGUGGGGCGAGUGGGAAGGGUGGAAGAGGGCACUCGCCUGGACCCCCUGGACCCCACGGGAGACCCCCGCCAUCUCCAGGACGACCCCCUCAUUCCCCCAACCGCCCUCCCGGACAAAUGGGAUACGGUCCCCGUCCUCAGGGAGGCCCGGCUCCCAACAACCCGCUAUUACAUUACCCCAGAGGCUACCAUUGUCCUAAGUGUGACAACACGGGUAUUAAGAAGAAGAAUGGAAAGUCGUGCCAGGACUGUUGGGGUAUGUUUGCUCGACCCAACCAGCAGGUAGUCAACAUUCCAGGGCCCCAGCAACAAUAUACACCUUUUCCUUUUUUCCCUUUCACCCCUCCUCCUCCCCAACAGACCACCAUUUACGCUGCCCCUGGAGCUCCUCCUCCUAUUGUUGUCCAACCAGGCGAUCCCCGACUGGGUGGCCAAGUAUGUGGAAAGUGCAGAGGCCGAGGCAUGGUGUACGAUUGGUUCCUGGGAGAUGAGACAUGCCCUGUUUGCAAGGGUGUUGGACGUGUGAGAUAG